AUGAACAAGUUCGCCGCCGCCACAUUGGCAAACCUCCGUCUGUUUCGAUGGUGGUUUGUUACCGGGGUUCUUAUUAUGAACUCUAUUUUUCUUGGCAAAUUACAGGCUUACAACCUCCCUGUCGACCACGGCAUCAUUAUUGCUGAGGGCUUUGCGGCUGCGGCUUACCUUUGGAAUACUAUAGGUUUGGUCAUGAUAUUUUGUACGGGUUUGCCUGUGCUGUCAUGGAUUCUCAUUGCAACAGAAGCUUUCAUGACCGGUGCCUUUAUCUUUACCGCGACCGUAUAUAAGGCUGGCGUUAGCAGCUGCAACAGCUACGCUGAUACGCCUUUUGGUGCCAAUGCCAAUGUUGAUUCCGAGAUGCCCUCUAUUCAGAAUUCGUGCGGAAUGCAAAAAGCCAUGUUGGCUUUAUCAAUCAUUAUAACGUAG
Pochonia chlamydosporia 170 is the source of this 429-nucleotide messenger RNA. RefSeq lists its product as hypothetical. The record is from RefSeq and is a predicted model, not a curated record. NCBI's taxonomy places the organism in Eukaryota, Fungi, Ascomycota, Sordariomycetes, Hypocreales, Clavicipitaceae. The transcript has a single exon. The coding region runs from base 1 to 429 and encodes 142 amino acids.